Anopheles marshallii is the source of this 579-nucleotide messenger RNA. RefSeq names its product CUGBP Elav-like family member 2. The record is from RefSeq and is a predicted model, not a curated record. The coding region runs from base 1 to 579 and encodes 192 amino acids. Gene Ontology annotation, biological process: mRNA splice site recognition; regulation of alternative mRNA splicing, via spliceosome. The transcript has 5 exons. Gene Ontology annotation, molecular function: mRNA 3'-UTR binding. Gene Ontology annotation, cellular component: nucleus; cytoplasm; ribonucleoprotein complex. Lineage: Eukaryota; Metazoa; Arthropoda; Insecta; Diptera; Culicidae.
AUGCUUAGCUAUACCACCCAGAGCCUGCAUCCGUUCGCGUGCCCGAUGGCAAUCGAUGCCACACCGGACGAGCUGGACAAUGUUGCCAUCAUGAACAUGACCAACACCGCCACCAGCAUCAAUGCGAACGUCACCAGCAUGAACCUCAGCCCCGGCAGCAACAACAAUAACAAUCAUACGCUGAACAACAACAAUCCCAAGGUGAUAAACAACAAUACGGCGGUGGUGGUGGACGGGACCGGCAAGGUGUCACCGUGCCAGGACCAGGACGAUGAGGUGGUAGGCGACCAGCCCGACCCGGACUACAUCAAGAUGUUCGUCGGGCAGGUGCCACGGUCGAUGGACGAACAGCAGCUAAAGGAGAUGUUCGAGGAGUUCGGGCGCGUCCAUCAGAUCAACGUGCUGCGGGACAAAACAUCCGGUCAGAGCAAGGGGUGCUGUUUUGUGACUUUUUACACUCGUAAGGCAGCUCUCAAGGCGCAGGACGCGCUCCACAACAUCAAGACGCUUGUCGGGAUGCACCAUCCGAUCCAGAUGAAACCGGCUGACAGCGAGAAUCGAAAUGAGCAGCAUUCUUGA